Molecule: messenger RNA, 588 nt
Organism: Vigna radiata var. radiata (mung bean)
Lineage: Eukaryota; Viridiplantae; Streptophyta; Magnoliopsida; Fabales; Fabaceae
Exons: 2
Coding region: 1-588 (195 amino acids)
Source: RefSeq, a predicted model, not a curated record
AUGAGCAAAGAUCAGGAAGAGGAUGCUGUGAAAGUUAAAGAAAAAGAGUACGAGAAACCACUACCGUACCCAAAAGUUUAUUCUAGAAAGGAUAGAGAGAAGCAGUUUGAUCGUUUUAUGGAACCUUUCAAGAAAUUAGAAAUAACCAUACCGUUCUCUGAGGCUCUUCAGCAAAUCCCAUCUUAUGCAAAGUUCUUGAAAGAACUUAUUACGAAGAAAAGGAAGUACCUUGAGAAGGAAACAAUUGAGGUGCAAGGUAAUUGCAGUGCAGUUCUACAAAGGACACUACCUCCUAAAUUACAAGAUCCAGGAAGCUUCACCAUUCCUUGUACAAUUGGAGAAGUAGAUGUUGGGAAAGCUUUGAUUGUUCUUGGAGCUAGUAUAAAUCUGAUGCCUCUUUCUAUGCUCAAAAAGCUUAGUGGAGUGGAAAUCAGACCAACAAGAAUGGUAGACAAAUUCCUUUUUCCUGUGGAUUUUGUUAUCAUGGAGAUGGAAGAAAACGAAAAUUCACCUCUGAUUCUUGGAAGGUCAUUCAUGAAGACAGCCAGGAUUGUGAUUGAUGUUGAGAAAGGGAAGCUUAAAGUUUAG